AUGUAUAACCAUGGAGAUGCUACUCUCUCUCAAUUCCCUCUCUCUGCAGCAUCAAAUUUUCACCAAUCUGCGUCCACUCAAUUCACCAAUUACUCGGCAGUACAAGAAUCGGGGCUGAAGGAUCAGUUGAUGCAUCAAGAGCUUAAUGGUUUUGAUCAAAACAACAACUUUCAACAUCUUUGUGUUUCAAACACACAAGAUAACUCGACGUCUGGGUUAACGAAUCAGUUGAAGCAGAAGGAGCUUUAUGGUUAUGAUCAGAACAUCUGUUCGAGUAACAUAAACAGUAACAACUUUCAACAUCCUUGCAUCUCAAACACACAAGACUACUCAGAGUUACAAGAAUCUGUGAAUAACUAUGAGUUAAAUCAGUUGAUGCAGCAUGAGCUUUAUGGUUAUGAUGAUCAGAACAUGUUUAUGAGUGAUAGUACCACCAGCAACUCUCAACAUCCAUAUCAGUUAUGUUCUGAUUUUCAGGACCCUUACAGUUAUAUGGUCAGUAACACUAGCUUGCCACAAGAUAUGUCUACAAGCUGUGGUGUUCAAUUUGGUGAGAGCAGUCUACUUCAGAAAUCUACUCUACCAUCAUCUCUCUACACCACUCCUAACAGUUAUUUUCAUUCCGACAACUCGAGAUUUCAAUAA
This is a messenger RNA of Arabis nemorensis, 645 nucleotides long. NCBI's taxonomy places the organism in Eukaryota, Viridiplantae, Streptophyta, Magnoliopsida, Brassicales, Brassicaceae. The record is from the annotation of a GenBank genome assembly.